Messenger RNA from Nomascus leucogenys (northern white-cheeked gibbon), 698 nucleotides. RefSeq names its product nucleoside diphosphate kinase B. Lineage: Eukaryota; Metazoa; Chordata; Mammalia; Primates; Hylobatidae. The record is from RefSeq and is a predicted model, not a curated record. Gene Ontology annotation, molecular function: nucleoside diphosphate kinase activity. Gene Ontology annotation, biological process: GTP biosynthetic process; CTP biosynthetic process; UTP biosynthetic process.
CUCCCGGGUGUGGUGGUCGCUCCAGCUCUCCGCUCUCCCAGCUCAGCGCCGCCGCCCGGCCCCUCUAGCUUCCCGAACCAUGGCCAACCUCGAGCGCACCUUCAUCGCCAUCAAGCCGGACGGCGUGCAGCGCGGCCUGGUGGGCGAGAUCAUCAAGCGCUUCGAGCAGAAGGGGUUCCGCCUCGUGGCCAUGAAGUUCCUCCGGGCCUCUGAAGAACACCUGAAGCAGCACUACGUUGACCUGAAAGACCGCCCAUUCUUCCCUGGGCUGGUGAAGUACAUGAACUCAGGGCCGGUCGUGGCCAUGGUCUGGGAGGGGCUGAACGUGGUGAAGACAGGCCGAGUGAUGCUUGGGGAGACCAAUCCAGCAGAUUCUAAGCCAGGCACCAUUCGUGGGGACUUCUGCAUUCAGGUUGGCAGGAACAUCAUUCAUGGCAGUGAUUCAGUAAAAAGUGCUGAAAAAGAAAUCAGCCUAUGGUUUAAGCCUGAAGAACUGGUUGACUACAAGUCUUGUGCUCAUGACUGGGUCUAUGAAUAAGAGGUGGACACAGCAGCAGUUUCCUUCAGCACGGCGUGGUGUGUCCCUGGACACAGCUCUUCAUUCCACUGACUUAGAGGCAACAGGAUUGAUCAUUCUUUUAUAGAGCAUAUUUGCCAAUAAAGCUUUUGGAAGCUGGAAAAAAAAAAAAAAAAAAAAA